UUUCGACCAAACCCGCUUCCCUAAAACGAGUAGAAGGACUAAUACAUUUAUUUUGAUAGUACAGGUGUUGUAGCCGGAAGACCAUUGAAAAUCCAGUGUCGCUGGCGAAGAGGCGUCACUGACCAUGGCAGCUCCGAGCAGAAAGCAGAUGUUGCGGUUUCUGAGCCAGUUGGGAGCCUUUAUUCUGACCCGGUUCGGCUUUUGGAAUUGCUUUAGUAUGUUGAUGCUGUUUGCCGAACGCGCUGAUUCAAAAAGGAAGCCAGACAUACAUGUACCCUACCUGUAUGUGGACAUGGGGGCUGCAGUGCUUUGUGCUAGCUUCAUGUCAUUUGGUGUGAAGAGGAGAUGGUUUGCGAUGGCGUCUGCAGUACAGCUAGUCAUUAGCACCUACGCAUCAUACGUUGGAGAGCAGGUGCACUACGGGGACUGGCUUAAGGUUCGAAUGUAUUCCAGGGCACUGGCCAUCAUUGGAGGCUUUUUGGUUCUGGCCAGUGGGGCUGGAGAGGUGUACAGACAGAAACCACGCAGCAGAUCUCUGCAGUCCACGGGGCAGGUUUUCCUGGGAGUUUAUCUCAUCUGCAUGGUGUACUCCCUCCAGCACAGCAAAGAGGACCGACAGGCGUACCUGAACCAUAUUAUUGGGGGAGAAAUCACUCUGAUGCUGCUUGGGGUUCUGUUUGGGGUGCUCGCUUUGGCCUUCCUCUCCGGCUACUACGUCCGUGUGGCCGCCCAGAUCCUGGCCACCGCCCUGCCUCUGGUGAUCCUGCUCAUCGAUGGCAAUCUGGGCUACUGGCACCACACGCGCAAAGUGGAGUUCUGGAACCAGAUGAAGCUGAUAGGACAUAACGUGGGGAUCUUCGGCGCGGUGCUGAUCCUCGCCACUGAUGGUUGAGGUCUUGGGUUCUGUGAGGAGGACUUUUACAGACCAUGGUGUCUGCACACUUUAUAAUAGUAGGGUUGGGUAUCCUUUGAAUUUAUCCAUUUCACUUCCAAUGCAGAUUCUGCUGAUCAGUUUUUUGGUUUCCAUUACAAAAUAGUGAAAACACUAAAUGGAAAAACAUAUUAAAUAAAAUAUUCUUUAAUAUUUUUAAGUAACUGGACAUUGAAUGCAGCAGCAGUGUGGCCACUGAAGCUGCAGCAUUAUUGCCUUGAGGCAGGUCGACGGUUACAUGUAACGCUAAACAAAUGACGUGCAGCGUUAUGGCCAGGUUUCAAUUCCCAACCCUACACACACCCUGAGAUUGCUGACUUUUGUAUCAAAGCCUGAGUUUGUAUUCAGAUUCCACCGCACAGUAACCUCUCAUGACUCGGACUCUUCAAGCUGAGAUGGUUGGACAUAAACCAGGACAUAAGAAUAUGUCAUGUUCUUUUUACAACUUAUGUUUACAUUUUCUGUUAUGCUCUGACAUGUGACACUGAGUAUUGGUACUGUAGAUACAGGAAGGUUGGUUUGAUGUUCAGAAUACAGGUAAAUAUUUUACAAAUAAAGGGAAUUUUAAGAUUUAA
Betta splendens (Siamese fighting fish) is the source of this 1506-nucleotide messenger RNA. RefSeq names its product transmembrane protein 101 (gene tmem101). NCBI's taxonomy places the organism in Eukaryota, Metazoa, Chordata, Actinopteri, Anabantiformes, Osphronemidae. The record is from RefSeq and is a predicted model, not a curated record. The transcript has 4 exons. Gene Ontology annotation, biological process: positive regulation of canonical NF-kappaB signal transduction. Bases 125 to 892 code for a protein of 255 amino acids.